This is a messenger RNA of Penicillium verhagenii, 1551 nucleotides long. RefSeq names its product glycosyl hydrolase family 79 C-terminal domain-containing protein. The record is from RefSeq and is a predicted model, not a curated record. Lineage: Eukaryota; Fungi; Ascomycota; Eurotiomycetes; Eurotiales; Aspergillaceae. The coding region runs from base 1 to 1551 and encodes 516 amino acids. The transcript has 7 exons.
AUGCGCUUCUCUCAGGGCAUCAAGGCGGCGGCUCUCUAUGCUCCAGCCGUGACCGCUAUCGCUACAGGUCAAACAACCACCAAGAUCCAAGCCCCUGCAACUGUAUCGGUAGAUGCGUCCCAGAUAGUGGCACACGACUUCGCCUCCUUCUCGAUCCCAAUUCAUUUCUUCGCAGACUACGCCGGUAACAAAAGUAGUCCAAAUGAAUUCUCUCGCGAUAUCAUCGAGCUUCUACACAAGAAGACAGGCGCUUAUCCCCACAUCCGCGUAGGCGGUACAUCGGCUGACCGGGCCAUCUACAACGCCUCACAGACCGAGUCCAUCAUUCUCUCAUCAGAGUACGAUAAUGGAAUUCCUCUCGAAGUCUACAUUGGCCCGACGCUUUUCGAAGGCUUUGAAAGUUUCCCCGGUGUUCCCUGGACAUUCCAGGUGAAUCUUGCAAAUAACAAGAGCGACGCGUUAGAUAAUGCCCUUGCUGAGGCUAGAGUUGCACUGAGUCAUAUCAGGGAGAACCUGGUCGCAUUUGAAGUUGGAAAUGAGCCUGAUUUAUAUCCUGGUGCCGUCAGACCGUUGGAUUUCUCGACAGCGGACUACGUCCGGGAGUGGACUUAUUUCGCAGAUGCGAUUUCCAACGAGGUCCUGCGGGGUAACUCUUAUGGGUUGGAUUAUUGGAGAAUUUUCCAGGCUUUGACAUUUGUGUUCAAGGGUGAUGGAUUCUCUGCGGCUAAGGCAUUCAAUGAUGGGAUCGAUGACACCGGUCACGUCAAGACGGUUUCUUUGCACCAAUAUGCAUCUGGAAAUCAGGCUUGGGUCCGACUGCAAAAUUCCUUCAUGAACCAUACCGCAAUCGCUGGGAAUCUAACUCAGUAUAUACCCGACAUGGAAGCAACGUACGCCGCUGACCCUAGCAUCGAAUUCCUGCUCGGCGAGACAAACAGUGACUAUAUCAAUCUCGACAUGGCACAAGUAGAAGGUGUUUUCGGAAGCUCGCUUUGGCUGCUCGAUUAUUUGCUUUACGGAAUGAGCAUGGGUAUCAGCCGCUUCAAUCUCAUCCAAGGAACUACCUUCGGGUACGCUGCUUGGGUCCCAGUGGAGAACAACGGCCAAAGACCAGGCGUUAGACCUCCACUAUAUGGUCAACUCGUUGCCGCAGACGUAAUUGGUCGCCACAAUAAAGUCCACGUCAAAUCAUUGGAUCUCGGUCUCUGGGACCUGUCUGCAUACGCUGUCUAUGAGUCGGGUGUUUUGGCACGAUACGUCGUGAUCAAUCUUGAUGAAUGGAAUGCCACGACGAGCUACGUGCGUCCUACCCGGAAGGUUUCUCUCAGUGUACCACGUGGUGUGAUCUGGGGGGAGAUCACGAAGUUGUCUGGGCCUGGGGCUAGCUCUGAUACGGGGAUUACUUGGGGUGGUCAUAGUUGGAACUAUACUACCCAUGGAAGACUUGGACAAUUUGGAAAGAAGCAGUCUACGCUUGUGUAUCCGAGAUCUGGGCUCCUGAACCUGGACAUCUUUUCUACGGAGGCUAUUGUUGUUGAGCUACAAAGGUAG